AUGCGUUUUUCGACAUCUCUAGCAAUAGUUGCUCUUCUUGGGCUUGGGAACCUACCCCCCAGUGCUAGGGGGGCACCAACUGGUCUAUCUGAGCGUAGAUUACCAUUGGAUGCUCUGCAUGACCUUGUUAGCAGAGUUGAUAUCGUAAUCCCUCACGAGGACCCAGAUCCAGUGAUUGAGCCUGAGCCUCGUCCAGCACCACCUCCACCACCACCACCAGCGGCAAAGGGGCCUGGCGUCGUGACUGCUCCGAAAGAUGUUCCAGCCCCUAUUCUGAAGAUAUACCCUCCUAAGGACGUCCCGAACCCCUUUGAGGUCGGCCGGUACGACUACGCCAAAUCAGUCCGAUCAACCCCCGACCCAAAUUGGGGAACAGUGACCGAUGUAUCGACUCCAAAUUACGAGGGCGGUCAUUUACCUGUAGACGUAAUCGCCAUCAACACGGACAAGAACUCGAUCGGCAUUAUGGAGGCCUGGAACAAGGACGAUGCACCUGCUGAUACAACCAAGAAGCUCGCCCUCGCUGAUAUUGAGAUGAACCUGUUCACUCAAGCCGGCAAGACCCCUCAAGAUCUGUCACUUAUCCACGUUGACAACGUCAAAAACACCGAUACCAGGAACGCAAUUACCAGCGUCUACAAGAUGAAUAAUAAGCCGACACUUAAUGCAGCUGAUAUCACUGUGAGGGCUUCUGCUGCAACAGGUAGUACGGAGCUAAACGGGUUUAAUACCCUCCUUGGUACCCCAUUUGGUAUCGGAGCGGACAAAGUCAGACAGCAGUUUAGUGUUGGCAAGAGUAUCACUUCGUUCAAAGUUAGUAACCACAAAGAUGCUUCUGGAAACAACGUUGCCGGACAAUUCGACAUGGAUAUCACAUUUGCAUAG
This is a messenger RNA of Venustampulla echinocandica, 885 nucleotides long. RefSeq lists its product as uncharacterized. The transcript is spliced from 4 exons. Lineage: Eukaryota; Fungi; Ascomycota; Leotiomycetes; Helotiales; Pleuroascaceae. The record is from RefSeq and is a predicted model, not a curated record. Bases 1 to 885 code for a protein of 294 amino acids.